AUGGCUCCCUCUGUCAGAGUUGUCCCUAAUGCGGCCAGGCGAGCUACCAGCUUGCUUCGCACAAUUCAGUACACGCAUCCGCCUUCCUGCCCCUGCCACUCAAAUCCAGGCCAUCACGGGGCACCUCCUUCCAUAGUCCCCCGGGCUAGACAAGCAGGGCAUCGCAGGUACGCCGCCCCGGCAUCAGUGAACCACGAGCUCAAGGAGUAUGCGUUCGAAAUGGCCGCUUCCUCUAUCCGCUUCGGGCCCGGCGUCACCCAGGAAGUCGGCAUGGACUUGAAGAAUCUGGGCGCCAAGAGAGUGGCCGUCGUUACCGAUGCCACCGUCGACAAGUUGGAUGCCAUGCGGCAGGUCAGGGAGGGCCUCAGUAGGGAGGGUAUCAGCUUCGACGUCUUCUCAAACGUGAGGAUAGAACCAAAGGACAGCUCCAUCAAGGAAGCCAUCGAUUGGGUCCGGCCUCGCCAGCCAGAUGCUUUCCUUGCUGUAGGCGGUGGCUCGGUCAUGGACACCGCCAAGCUCAUGAAUCUGUACCUCAACUACCCCGAGGCCGACUUUCUGGACUUUGUCAACGCGCCUCUUGGUAAAGGCCGUCCUAUCGACAAGCCGCUGAACCCUCUCAUUGCAGUCCCUACCACGGCUGGAACGGGAAGCGAGACCACCGGCACCGCAAUCUUUGACCUCGUCUCGAAACGAGCCAAGACUGGAGUUGCUCAUCGAAAUCUGAAGCCCACGCUUGGUAUUUGCGAUCCCAUCAAUACGCGAACAAUGCCUGCGGCUGUCAAAGCAAGCUCGGGUCUGGAUGUGCUCUGUCAUUCCUUGGAGUCUUGGACCGCCAUUCCCUAUAACGAGCGCACCCCUCGCCCGCCCAAUCCCAUCAUGAGACCAGCCUACCAAGGCGCCAACCCCAUCUCCGAUAUCUUCUCUUUCGAUGCUCUUCGCCGCACUGUCAAGUACCUGCCUCGUGCAGUUAGGGAUCCCGAUGACUUUGAGGCCCAGAGCGAAAUGCUCCUUGCUGCUACACUUGCUGGCGUUGGGUUUGGCAACGCAGGUGUCCACUUAUGCCACGGCAUGUCGUAUCCCAUUUCUGGACAAAACCCAGGAUAUAGGCACGCCGGAUAUGACGUCUCGGCAUCCUUGAUUCCUCACGGGGUCUCCGUCGCUGUCUCUGCCCCUGCCGUUUUCCGAUUCACGGCUGCCUCGAAUCCCCGCAGACAUCUGGAAGCCGCAGAAGCUUUCGGCGUUGAUAUCUCGAAUAUCAAAGAGGAAAGUGCCGGGGAAGUCCUUGCCGAAGCGCUGUGCAGGUUCUUGGCUGAUCUCGGGGAUCAGCCUUCAGGACUGAAAGAUCUCGGGUUCGGCAGUGAGCAUAUCGAUUCUCUGGUCGAAGGCACAAUCCCACAAGCUCGUGUGCUCAUGUUGGCACCCGGAUUGGAGAAGGAACUGCAGGCAGAGAGGGAACAGCUUUGCAGGCUAUUUGAAGAUGCAAUGAGCCACUGA
Messenger RNA from Ustilaginoidea virens, 1494 nucleotides. RefSeq lists its product as uncharacterized. The coding region runs from base 1 to 1494 and encodes 497 amino acids. The record is from RefSeq and is a predicted model, not a curated record. Gene Ontology annotation, cellular component: mitochondrion. NCBI's taxonomy places the organism in Eukaryota, Fungi, Ascomycota, Sordariomycetes, Hypocreales, Clavicipitaceae. The transcript is spliced from 4 exons. Gene Ontology annotation, molecular function: alcohol dehydrogenase (NAD+) activity; metal ion binding.